GAGAGCGGAGGACACUGACAAGCAGUCGUUGCUGCUCAACCACAGAAGCAAUACAUUCUCAGGGAAAACGAUCGUCAGGUGUUUCAAAGAAAAAAUGAACAAUUUUACAUUACGAAAUCUUGGGCUUGUCCUAAUUUUAACAAUCGGAAGUCUGCAUGCGGUUCCAUUAGAUGCAAAUACAGACGCGCAGCAGCCAACGGCGGAGAUCACUGCAGCAGUCGCAAGCGAUGCUGGCGAUGGCACACAGAAUGUGGCACAGGGAAAUCAAACGGAGCUGCAGGCAGCUGCCAGUGAACAAAACACGCAAAAUGUUGCUAUGUUGCAGGCCCCACCGCAGGCAGCCAAUUCGGCCAACAUCGAUCCGUCCAGCGCUGCCACUUCCCUCUACGCCAGUUUUCUCACACCAGAAGCCAUCCGACAGUAUAUGAGUCAGUUCGGUGCCGCCUAUCCCGGUUUCGCGGCUUAUCCGGCACCGAUUGGUUAUGCCGCCGCAGCUGCACCACCUGCACCACCAUCAGCUGCUGGCCCCAUCUAUCCCGGUCCGUAUGUUGUACAGACUGGCUAUGAAGGAUAUUUAGUGCCUAGUACAAGUGGUGCUUUAGCGGAGGGCAGCUCAACUGCACAGUACAAUGGCAACUCGCUGCUCAGUCCUUUGAGUUAUUUGACAAAUCUCUUCUCGGUUAUGAUGAUGUCCGCACUGUUCCGCGUUAUUGCCACUGUUCUAGGAGCUAUUGGUAUGAUAUUCUUUGGUGGCGCUCUAACUAGAUUUAUCUGCAGCUUCACACCGGUUUGUAAUGUCACCAACACUGCUGUGGAAUAUUUGAAGAGUGAGGGUAAUGCAGAACGUGUAGGACGUAUGAUAGCCGAGGGUAUGACGCCGGAACGUGUACGACGUGCUAGUGCAUUCGUGCAGAAUGCGUUAAAGAAAUAUCACGAGCUGCAAAUGUUGGUUGGCAGUGAGGAGAAGGACGACUAAGACUAAACACUAUGAAAGGAAAUUUGAAAGUGAGGCGGUAAAUUUCUUAAAAGUAUUUAUUAAGUUAUCCUUGAACUAAAAAAAAAAAAUAUUUGUUUGUGUAAAUAUUUCAUUUAAAGUCGCAUAAAAUCGUAAUAUUAAACUUAUAUGUAAACAAUUUUAUGGAAACACUGCUGUGGAACUGAUAUUUGACAAUCGAAUUAGUAGUCAAUUGUAAUAAAAAUAUAUGUAUUAUUCCAGCAAAUAAGUUCUUUGUUGAUUUCGACAUAAAACAGCAUAAAAAAAAAAAA
Messenger RNA from Ceratitis capitata (Mediterranean fruit fly), 1266 nucleotides. RefSeq lists its product as hypothetical. Bases 95 to 976 code for a protein of 293 amino acids. The transcript is spliced from 2 exons. Lineage: Eukaryota; Metazoa; Arthropoda; Insecta; Diptera; Tephritidae. The record is from RefSeq and is a predicted model, not a curated record.